AUGGCGCCAAAUAAGUCUCUUAUUUUCAAAAAGGUUCCUACUGGUUUUCCGGUUCCAGGAGAGCAUCUCGCCGUUGAAGAGCGGUCUAUUGACCUCGAUGCGGCCCCUCCAAAAGGCGGCCUGAUUGUUGAGAUACUCUAUGCUUCUUUCGACCCCUAUCUUCGCGGUAGGAUGCGUGAUGCUGGUGUCAAGUCUUACUCGCCGCCUUUCGAUCUUAACGGUCCAUUCUCAAAUAGCACUGUUGCCCGAGUUCUAAAGUCGGACACGUCGGAUUUUAGCCAAGGAGAUAUUGUGUCCGCAUUUCUUCCUAUUGCCGAGUACGCCACAGUUCCUGAUGUUUCUGCUGCCAAGGUGCGCAAGAUCGACAACCCACAUAAUCUCGAUCUUGGCAUGUUUCUAGGCCCCUUAGGCAUGCCUGGCUUAACAGCCUAUUCGAGUCUUCAUAAGAUUGGAAAACCAAAGAAGGGAGAAACAGUUUUUGUUAAUUCGGCUGCUGGCGCUGUUGGGCAGGUCGUGGGUCUAGUCGCGAAGAAUGAAGGACUUAAAGUCAUUGGCUCGGUUGGCUCUGAUGAGAAGCUAGAUUAUAUCAUAAAUGAGCUCGGAUUCGACGGUGGUUUCAACUAUAAAAAAGAGAGUGCAUUCGAUGCGCUUAAGCGCCUUGCACCCAACGGAAUUGAUAUCUACUUUGAGAACGUUGGUGGAGACCAGCUCGAUGCGGCUUUGGAGAAUAUGAAUACCCUCGGACGAAUUCCAGUUUGCGGAAUGAUUUCGGGAUACAACUUGCCACCUGACCAAAGAUAUGGUGUCAAGAAUCUCUUUCAGCUUAUUGCAAAGCUCAUAACGAUGCAAGGUUUCCUUGUCGGACAACCUGAAUUCGGGCCUGCAUACUUCGAAGAGCACCAGAGACAAGUUCAAAAAUGGAUCGUAGAAGGAUCUUUCAAGGCUAAGCUUCACGUCACUGAGGGCAUCGACAAGGCGGCUGAAGGGUUCGUGGGAAUGCUUAAAGGCGAUAAUUUUGGUAAGGCCGUCCUGAAAAUUAAGGAUUAG
Molecule: messenger RNA, 1047 nt
Organism: Daldinia childiae
Lineage: Eukaryota; Fungi; Ascomycota; Sordariomycetes; Xylariales; Hypoxylaceae
Product: Zinc-type alcohol dehydrogenase-like protein PB24D3.08c
Exons: 2
Coding region: 1-1047 (348 amino acids)
Molecular function (GO): oxidoreductase activity, acting on the CH-CH group of donors, NAD or NADP as acceptor
Source: RefSeq, a predicted model, not a curated record